Messenger RNA from Triticum urartu, 2089 nucleotides. The record is from RefSeq and is a predicted model, not a curated record. NCBI's taxonomy places the organism in Eukaryota, Viridiplantae, Streptophyta, Magnoliopsida, Poales, Poaceae.
CAGUGCCGGCAGAAGCUGAGAAACAGAGCACCAUGAGGAGGGCCGUGCUGAUGUUGGUUCUGGUGUUGGUGCAAUGCCUCGCGCUGGGCUGCGGCACGGCAGCGGCGGCCAGGGCGCGGCAGGGCGACCUCCUGCGCCGGCUGCGCUGGUCGUCGUCGCUGGCGGCCGUGGAGGAGCCGACCAGGGCGACGGCCAGCAGAAGACCCAAGCCGGUGCCGGUGCCGGCGGCUGAGGUCGGGCGCAAGGAGGCCGACCGCGUGGAUGCGCUCCCCGGGCAGCCGCGCGGCGUGGACUUUGCGCAGUACGCCGGGUACGUGACGGUGGACCCGGCGGCCGGGCGCGCGCUGUUCUACUACCUCGCCGAGGCCGUCGGCGGCAACGGCAACGACGACGGGUCGUCGUCCAAGGGCAAGCCCCUCCUCCUGUGGCUCAACGGGGGCCCCGGGUGCUCGUCGCUGGGGUACGGCGCCAUGGAGGAGCUCGGCCCGUUCCGCGUCAUGAGCGACGGCAAGACCCUCUACCGCAACCCCUACUCCUGGAACCACGCGGCGAACGUGCUGUUCCUGGAGAGCCCGGCGGGGGUGGGGUACUCGUACUCGAACACGACGGCGGACUACGGCCGGGGCGGGGACAACCGGACGGCGGAGGACGCGUACCAGUUCCUGGCCAACUGGCUGGAGCGCUUCCCGGAGUACAAGGGCCGAGACUUCUACAUCGCCGGCGAGAGCUACGCCGGCCACUUCGCGCCGCAGCUCGCCCACGCCGUCCUCCGCCACGCCUCCCCGGCCAUCAACCUCAAAGGGGUCAUGAUUGGGAACGCGGUGAUCAACGAGGGGACGGACAAGAAGGGCACGUUCGACUUCUACUGGACGCACGCGCUCAUCUCCGACGAGACGGCCACCGGCGUCAACCAGAACUGCAACUUCACCAACGGCGCCCAGUCGAAUGAUCUCUGCGACCAAGCCAACGACGACGUCGUCGAGAACCUCCGGGACAUCGACAACUACAACAUCUACGCGCCGAACUGCCAGACGGAAGGGCUCGUCACGCCGCCUAUCACCCCCUCGAUUGAGAGCUUUGAUACGUGCACAAGUAAUUAUGUGGAGGCCUACCUCAACAAGCCAGAUGUUCAAAAGGCGCUCCACGCAAACGUCACCCGCCUCAACCACCCCUGGUUAGCCUGCAGCGAGGUCUUGACACGCUGGGUCGACAGCACCACAACUGUUUUGCCCAUUAUCAGGGAGCUGAUGAAAAACAACAUCAGAGUCUGGGUGUACAGGUACGCGUGCAUCAUACUAGAUCGUAGCACUCUACAGAUACUCAUGCAUGAAACUAAAAUCAACGAUCUUCGCAGCGGAGACACCGACGGGAACGUGCCGGUCACGGCCACCAGGUACUCCAUCAACCAGCUCCAGCUCCCCGUGGCUGCGAAAUGGAGGCGGUGGUUCAGCAGCACCAAGGGUGCUGGAGAGGUGGGCGGAUACGUGGUGCAGUACAAGGGCGGCCUCAGCUUGGUGACGGUGAGAGGAGCUGGCCACGAGGUCCCCAGCUACCAGCCGCGGCGAGCGCUUCAGCUUGUCCAGGCCUUCCUCGCCGGCACAACGCUCCCUGACUGCAAAAAAUGCUAAGAGGGAGUCAGGGAGAUGGCAGAUGGUAGUAGUACAGCAGCACCACCACCUUGAGUGCUUCACUGGUUAUUACAGUAGAUUUUACAGUACAAAAUAGUGCUACUCCUACAAGAAAUAAGUAGAUUUUACAGUACAAAAUAGUGCUACUCCUACAAGAAAUAAGCAAAACCCUGGGAUCAGGCAUGAUGACGUACCUUACUUUGUACACUAUCUAUGGUUACCGACGAUUUAGUUCUUUUGCGGGGUGAAAGGGAGUUUUAUUUCAAAAUGAUAGGGUUACAAUCUCGAGACAGCUGCUCCUCACAACAUGAAGGACUCGAGUUUGACCAUACUGCAGUACAACACUCGGUACGGCUAGUGUGCCAAAAGAUGUGCUACCCUAUUCUGCUCUCGACCAAUUUUACAAGGAACAAACUCCCUAGCAACCAUGUGAGCUUUAAUCUCUGCGUCAAGAUGACCAU